UACAAUCAACCACCACAGAGUCAGUAUGGCAGACCUGCGAACUCGAAUUCCUAUAAUAACGGCAACCAAAACCACCCGCCGCCACCUCCCCCUGGCCCGCAACAGUUCGGUCAAGGCGCCCCUCAGGGAUACGCUUUCCAGUACAGUAACUGCACGGGCAGGAGGAAAGCCCUGCUCGUUGGUAUCAACUACUUUGGCCAGCGCGGUCAACUCAGAGGAUGCAUCAAUGAUGUCCGAAACAUGUCGGGCUACCUCGUCGAGCACUUCGGAUACAAGCGCGAAGACAUGGUGAUCCUCACCGACGACCAACAGAACCCCAUGAGCCAGCCCACGAAACAAAACAUUCUGCGCGCAAUGCAUUGGCUGGUGAAAGAUGCCCGGUCAAACGAUUCACUGUUUUUCCACUACUCUGGUCAUGGCGGUCAAACGAAAGACCUGGAUGGCGAUGAACCCGACGGCUACGACGAGGUCAUCUAUCCUGUAGACUUCCGGUCUGUGGGGCACAUCACCGACGACGAGAUGCACAGAAUCAUGGUGAAACCUCUACCGUGCGGAGUACGGUUAACGGCCAUCUUCGAUUCUUGCCAUUCGGGCACUGCUCUCGAUCUACCCUACAUCUAUUCCACCCAGGGCAUGCUCAAGGAGCCCAACUUGGCCAAAGAGGCUGGUCAAGGUCUUCUCGGUGUUAUUUCCUCCUACAGUCAAGGUGAUCUCGGCGGUGUUGCCAAGGGGGUCAUGGGCUUUUUCAAAAAGGCCACAAGUGGCGAGGAUGCACACAAUAAAGCUAUGGCCACGAAGACAUCUGCCGCCGACGUUAUUAUGUUCUCUGGGAGUAAAGACGACCAAACAUCGUUCGUAUUCCCUUCCAUUUUUAUUUCAUCAUAUUGAUAGGCUUCCCCCGGUUUUUCUUUUGUGUUGCUCUCUGGUCAUGGGCAAGAUAGACUUGUGGUGACGCUAGUCACUCACCGCGAAUUCCUCGCAUACGGACAAGUAUAUAAAUAUUCUUUUCAGGAAAGGGUUUGGGUUGACUACUCAAAAGUCUCACAUAUGAGAACAUGAGGAGGCGUUAGAGCAGGAAAAGGAGUUUCGGGUACCAAAACUAUUUGUACAUAUGGUGGACUGUUAUAUUUUGCUUUGUUUCCUUUCAAGCUCUAGACUAAAGCACAACUCUUUACG
This is a messenger RNA of Pseudomassariella vexata, 1176 nucleotides long. RefSeq names its product peptidase C14, caspase domain-containing protein. Lineage: Eukaryota; Fungi; Ascomycota; Sordariomycetes; Amphisphaeriales; Pseudomassariaceae. The record is from RefSeq and is a predicted model, not a curated record. Gene Ontology annotation, biological process: proteolysis. The transcript is spliced from 3 exons. The coding region runs from base 241 to 888 and encodes 215 amino acids. Gene Ontology annotation, molecular function: cysteine-type endopeptidase activity.